This is a messenger RNA of Xylaria bambusicola, 1942 nucleotides long. Its product is annotated as IgA peptidase M64-domain-containing protein. Gene Ontology annotation, molecular function: metallopeptidase activity. Lineage: Eukaryota; Fungi; Ascomycota; Sordariomycetes; Xylariales; Xylariaceae. The record is from RefSeq and is a predicted model, not a curated record. The transcript has 8 exons. Bases 187 to 1791 code for a protein of 534 amino acids.
GGUCAGUUUACGGAUAGUCGAUAAGUAAGUACAUAGGCAGAGUCGUAUUGUGAUCCCAUCUUUUAGCUAGCCGCCCAUAUCAGUGAUUGCCUCUUCCGGAAGGUAUACAACCAGUCUUGGGGUAAGCCAAGAGCCAUAACCGUCGUUCAUGUAAGGUGCCGAAAACGAGGACUUAUCGUGAUAUGGAUGGUUUAUGAUCAAUCAAAGACCGGCCAGCGAGAUUGCUACCUAUUUCUCUCGGUAAAACCAUUAAUCGCCGCCGCCAUGAAGAGCUUUUGUCUACUAGCUGCGGCUACGCGCCUCGCGUCGGCGCAGUUCUGCGAACAUCAAUGGGAAGGCCGUUUUGCAGCGCCAAAGGCCGGCGAGGUCCGGGUGAGACAACAGGUCGAUCCGCCCCCUCUCGAUAUUCAGCCCCUCAUUAUCAAUGGCCCCUCUGAGAACCGAAUCGACCUCAUCUUCUUCGGCGACGGAUAUACUGAGGAUGAGAAAGACAAGUUCUUCGCUGACGCUAUGGCCCUUGCCAUGAACGUUACGAAUGGGCAGACGUUCGCGGAUGUAGUUCCUUUGAUGAACUUCUGGGCUGGGUUCUCCCCAAGUGCCGAGAGUGGCGUUGGUGUCGGUGGACAACCGUUGGAUACCGUCUAUGGGCUCUACCGCGAUGGCACUGAGCUGCGAGGCGUGUAUUAUGAUAAGCCGGACGUGGCUCACGCGGCUUGCGACUCGACGGACGCAUGCGACUACCCAAUUCUCCUAGGAAAUAAUCCGCUAUAUGGCGGAUUGGGUGGCGAAUUCACCGUUGUAACCGCCUCUCCCGUCAACGGGCCAGCUGUCCUCCGCCACGAGCUAGGCCAUUCCAUUAUCGACGUCGGUGAGGAAUAUGAGGGAGGAUACACCUACUUUGGCGUCAACACGGCCAAGAAUACUAGGUCCGUGCCGUGGACGCAGUGGUACACGGACCCGAGCAUUCAGCCCAAGAUCGAACGCACGAAUAUGCCGAUACAAGCGUAUCCAUGGACCCUGUUGAACACGACGGACAAGUGGAGCGCGACCUUCACGUCUGCCGGUACAUACGAUACCUACCUACUCCAAUUUUCGGUGAGCGGCAUGACAGCGAGCAGCGACUUGCGUGUCGAAGUGGAUGGGGAGGAUGUAGGUUGGGAGAUCAACCCGGAAGUAGGAGUAGACCGGUACAUCUACAACAUGAAGAUAAACUCAUCACUCAGCCCCGGUGCUCACGAGCUAUCCUUCACGUUGUUGAAUGAAGAAAUACAAGGGACCGCACAGCUAUGUAACCUCGAAAUACUCGAGUAUGGUGUCGCGGAAGAAGAAUUCAAUUUCAACCUGACAUAUCACGGUUUAUAUCCCACAUUCUCUGAUAAAAAUGUAACCUCUUACCGCCCCACCAACGACUACUGCACCAUGCGCAGCAUCUACUCGCCAAACUAUUGCUACGUCUGCCUCGAAGGGAUGUGGCUCGCGCUGCUCAAGCCCCUCUCACUCAUCGAUAACAUCACCCAGACCACGAUUCCCGACGGCUCGACGCAGGCUAGCCUUACCUUGCUGCCGUUGGCACAGUUUAGAGAGAUCCCGAUUCCGCACCAGGAGGCAUAUACGAUACUUUGGUACGGCGCUGAUGGGAAGACUGUCCUGGACCAGUGGACGAAUCAGACGACGGCGACAUUUGCGCCCGAUGUGAGGGAGUUUGGCGUCGAGGUUAGGUUCACGUCGGAUCAGAUUAGAGUUGAUAAGGGUGGUGUUACGGUGCAGAAGGAGAGAUACACGGUUUCGUAGAAUGUUAGUAGUGAUGUGAACGGGGGUCUCUGGUACAGGCUUGAGUCGGAGGUUGGAGGCAAGAAGCUGCGAUUUGAUAAUCCGCGUUGCCCAUUGUGCGCAUACCUACUGUCUUUAGAUGAUAAGAUCACAGCUGUAAUGCAUAAUGAAA